Priapulus caudatus is the source of this 1011-nucleotide messenger RNA. RefSeq lists its product as uncharacterized. The record is from RefSeq and is a predicted model, not a curated record. Lineage: Eukaryota; Metazoa; Priapulida; Priapulimorpha; Priapulimorphida; Priapulidae. Bases 1 to 1011 code for a protein of 336 amino acids. The transcript has 7 exons.
AUGGGUCCCGAGCCAAACGGUGGGCGAGAGGAGACGGCGCACCCCGGCAUGCAGAUCUACUACCACAACAUCACGCUGGUAGUCGUCGUGUCGACGGGAACGAGCGUCUGGGUGAUCCGCGACGUCGGCCACAUCGUCGACGACUGGUGGGUGCAGAUCGCCGUCUCCUGGUCGGCCGACGAGAACCUGGGAUUGCAGCUGUACGUGAACGGAGACCUGGUCGCACGCACGCAGAAACCCUUCUCUCUGCUGUACACUGGCAUCGAGUUUGCCAAGAGUCUGGAGGACUAUCUCGUGCAGCCUCCCGAGCAUCUGCUGCUAGGCUGCUGCAGGGUCCAUCCUCCUGCCAACGAAACCGCCGAGGUAGAUGAAUACGAGCAUUUCACUGAUGGCGUCUACGAUGAAUUAGCCUUCUGGCCGUGGCCGCUGCGACAGUCCGAGCUGAGCCUGCUACUCCCUGGUCUCAUAGUUCUGCCGACGACGUUGCAGCCGAUGAUGCCAACAACGACAGCGCUACCGACGGUGCCCGCGUGUCCGUACCCUGAGUACACAGAGUACGUGACGCCGGCCGGCGUGGCGACGGGCCGCUGUUUCUCGUGGCGAAGCUACUGGAUGUCGUUUGACGACGCGAUGGUAGAGUGUGCAGCCUGGCCGACGCAGGGUACGGCCCGCAUGGCGGUGGUCGACAGCAGCGCCCUUAACGCGUGGCUCCUCGAUAACCUGAACAUCACGACGCUGCCCGAGAUCCGUGACGCGUGGAUCUGCGCUCGCUUCCUCACCGCCCACGAUCCGGUCUACCACCGCUGCGACGACGGCGGCGCGCUCCUGCAGAAGUUCAUCAAGACGGACGUGCUCGCGAUUAGGAUCCAGGACAACACGUGCAUGUCGCUCGACCUCGACCUCGCGGCGACCUCGCAGAGCUGGCAGCAGGACCCCUGCGCCUACACGAAGUACUUUGUCUGUGAGAUUCUGCUGCCGGACGCCCUUAUCGCUCCUGAAGGUAAUCGCUAG